AUGAUAUGCAUAUUGUGGGUCAUCCUCUUCUUAAAGUUAAGGAUUGCAAAUUAUCUUAAUAGUUGGGAUGUGGAUUUUAUUCUCCAGCGAGUGGGCCCGGAAAACCUUGAUGGUAUCUUAGAGGAUAUUUCUAAGACUAAACCAGGUUUGGAUGUGUUGAUCUGGACCAAUAAUGAUAAUGGCCUGUUUUCCACCAAGUCAGGUUGGGAUUGUGUUCGUAUUAGGGGUGGCACUCUUGAAGGGCAUUCUUGGAUGUGGCAUAACAAUCUUCCUCUUAAAAUGCCCAUCAAUAUGUGGAAAGCUUGGUAUAUGGCUUUGAGUGUGGAUCAUCAUCUUCGCCGUAUUGGCAUUCCUAUUAUUUCUCGUUGUGAUUGUUGUGCUAACGGUCACUAUAAAGACCAGAAUCAUGUUUUGUUUGCAACUGAAAUUGCUAGCACUGUUUGGCACUAUUUUGGUGCUAGCCUUGGUAUUCCGAAUGGCCAAAACUGGAAAGACACGAUGCAGACUUGGUUUUGCCGUGAGAAAUUAUCGUCUCAACCUAUGUUCACUCCCAUCCAGCGUUGCAAAGCUAUUGCUUGGCAGCGGCCUCUGGCGGGUUGGGUUAAACUGAACACAGAUGGUAGUAAUUUGGGCUCUAAUAAUCAAGCAAAACUUUUAGCUCUCCUUAAUGGGCUCCAAGUUUGUAAAUCUUUAUCUUUCAAUUAUGUGGAAAUUGAACUUGAUUCUCUGACUAUUAUUUCUUGGUGGAGUAAAAGAUGUAGGGUGUGGUACCUAGAGGAUUUCUAG
Molecule: messenger RNA, 786 nt
Organism: Juglans microcarpa x Juglans regia
Lineage: Eukaryota; Viridiplantae; Streptophyta; Magnoliopsida; Fagales; Juglandaceae
Exons: 3
Coding region: 1-786 (261 amino acids)
Molecular function (GO): nucleic acid binding; RNA-DNA hybrid ribonuclease activity
Source: RefSeq, a predicted model, not a curated record